Messenger RNA from Acanthoscelides obtectus, 927 nucleotides. Lineage: Eukaryota; Metazoa; Arthropoda; Insecta; Coleoptera; Chrysomelidae. The record is from the annotation of a GenBank genome assembly.
AUGAGUGCACAGCUAAAAAGAGGGGAAAUUGUGGGGAAGGAAAACACUACAGGACUCGUUAUAGGUAAAUGGAAAGACAAAAGGGAUGUUCCGUUCUUGAGUACUAAGCACACGCUGGAUAUAAAGGCCACUGGGAAGAAACACAGAAAGAGCGAGGAGGUAAAGAAACUUUCUGCCAUAUUAGAAUAUAAUGCUGGUAAAGAUGGUAUAGAUGUUUCUGAUCAAAUGGCUAGCUACUUUUCGCCACUCCGGAAAACAAUUAGAUGGUAUCAUAAACUAAUGUUCGAAAUUCUCCUGAAUACGGCUGUCAUCAAUUCUCUUAAUAUUUGCAAGCACUUCAAAAAACAAAACAUACAAAUUGGUGCUUUUAGAGAGAUGUUCAUUGAGAGCCUUACUCAAGUCCCAAGUGUCCCAGUACAUGAAGAUAAACAUAGUCUGAUCAGUACAGAAGAAAGAACAGCAGACGGGAGAAAGAAAAGGAAGAGAUGCAUUUCAUGUUAUGAGAAAAAAGCCAGAGAAGGAGGACGAGUUGUGGGAAUGAAACAAGCUAAACUGGUCUCUACCAAGUGCGGGCAAUGCAAUAUUCAUUUAUGUUUUACUUGUUUCACUGAAAAACAUUAGUUUUAUUUUCUAUUUCUUCUGUGAUCACCGGUGAUACUGAUGGCACUGGAGAAAUACCGAUUAACCUGUAUGCCAGGUGUAUCACCGGUGAUUUUAAUUUUUUGCAGAAAAAAACAUCUUUUUUGAGUUGUUUAUACGUUUUUUAUGCCAAUAAAGCUUUCGUAACCAUGCUUUUGUGAUAAUUUGGCUUUGGCCUCUAAUAAAUGAAAAUGACCCCUUAUGGGGGCAGCCAAAGUGUUAAGAGUAUACUUUAGCCCAUAAAGGUCGAAAUUCUUUUUUUUUCGGAAAACUUUGAAGAUAUCAGCA